AAUCUAUUACUAUUUUUUCAUGAAAUCCUUGAAAAAUUGAUCCAAAAAACAUCACUUCGUGUAUAAAUUAUUACGGAUAUAAGUAACUUUCUUAUUUUUAAGUAAAUAACAGUAAUCCCCGCCUAAAGUCAUAAAAGAAUGAGGAUUCUUGGAUUAACAUACUACACUUAAACAUGAAAUUAACCGUAUUAAAUUUUGUUUUAAUAGCGGUUGUAAUAGACUUUGCACUUGCCGACGAUCCCGAUGAUGGUAUUACGAUAGAAACAGAACCCGAUAGCUCAGAUUUAAUAUAUGAAAGCCCUCAAGUCUCAGACGAAUCAAAAGUGUAUUUUUCCGAACAUUUUGAUGACCCAGCUCAGUUUGACCGGAAAUGGAUCAAAUCUCAAGCUAAAAAAGAGGGUCUGGAAGAAGAUAUAGCCAAAUACGAUGGAAUUUGGUCUGUCGAGCCUGCUAUUAAAGAUGCCUUAAAAGGAGACUUGGGUUUGGCUCUAAAAUCUAAAGCCAAACAUGCCGCGAUAUCGGCUCCUUUACUAAGACCUUUUGUGUUUGAUAAGAAGCCUUUAAUCGUUCAGUACGAGGUAUUGCUUCAGGAAGGUCAAGAAUGUGGAGGGGCUUACUUGAAAUUGUUGAGUCAGGGGGAUGAAAGCAAGAAUUUAAACAAUUUCCAUGAUAAAACUCCCUAUAGCAUUAUGUUUGGGCCAGAUAAAUGUGGAAACGAUCACAAGUUACACUUUAUUUUCAGACACAAAAAUCCGAAAAAUGGAUCUGUUGAGGAAAAACACUGUCAGAAACCCAAAGAAAGGCUAGAAGAAACUUUCUCAGACAAGUUACCCCACUUAUACACACUGAUUUUGAACCCUGACAACACGUUCCAAGUAAAUAUUGAUCGAAAAUUAGUGAAUUCAGGCAGUUUAUUGGAAGAUUUUUCGCCUCCCGUAAAUCCACCAGCAGAAAUUGAUGACCCAGAGGACAAAAAGCCGGAAGAUUGGGAUGAGAGGGAAAAGAUUCCAGAUCCUAAUGCUGUCAAGCCAGAUGACUGGGAUGAAGAUGCUCCCGCUCAAAUAGUAGAUGAAUCUGCGGUGAUGCCUUCAGGAUGGCUAGAAAACGAGCCAACGCACUUGCCAGACCCUAAAGCCGAAAAACCAGGCGAUUGGGAUACUGAAAUGGACGGAGAAUGGGAACCGCCUCUCAUAGAAAACCCCGUUUGCGCAGACGCACCUGGUUGCGGCGCUUGGGAACCCCCACUGAUCAACAAUCCCGCUUUCAAAGGCAAGUGGCGUUCACCGCUUAUAGACAACCCUAAUUACAAGGGCAAGUGGCGGCCAAGGAAGAUACCCAACCCUGAUUUCUUCGAGGACCAGCAACCCUUUAAAAUGCAAUCAGUGAGUGCAGUUGGUUUUGAGCUGUGGUCAAUGUCACAGGACAUCCUUUUCGACAACAUCAUUGUUACUGAAGAAAUAGCAGUGGCGGAACAUUGGGCAGAUGCAACUUUUGAUAAGAAAAGACAAAAAAUUGCUAGAGACUCGGAUAGUGUAGUCCAAAAGCUAGCCAACCUAACCAACGAAUAUCCUAUCCUGUGGGCUGUGUACAUUAUCGUUUUAGGUAUCCCUGUAGUAUUUAUUUUGUACUUGUGCUGUAAGCCUUCCGCUAGUCAAACUCAGGAACAGGCUGAACAGCAGCAAGCCGCUGAAAAGAAGAAGACUGACGAACCGACUGAAGACGACGAGGUAGCUGGUAAAAAAGAAGAGCUAGACAAGAAAAUCGUGGAGGUCGACGAUGAAAAAGAAGAGGAAGAGGAAGAAGACGAGGAAGACGCUGAGAAGAAUUCCAAUCCUGAUUCGGAUGAGGAUAAUGUUGGUGCUGAUGAGCAGGUAGCUGCAUCUGGCGAGGGUACAAGGAAACGAAAAGUGAGAAAGGAUUGAAUUUGGUAUUGUUUGUUAAACAUUUUUACCGCUUAGAAUCCUACCGACUUUGAUAGCUUUAGUUUAGGUAUUUAAUAUUUAAUUUUUCUAAGGUCGUAUGUACGAAGGACAGAAUUAAAAUCAAGCUACGCCAGAAAUUCUGAACGCCGGCAAAACGGUUUGUUUUGACCGGCGGGCGGGUAAAAUUGGUAUUGCGGGAAUUUUGGUAUUGGCUAUUUUUAUAACUUCGAUUCUUCCUAUGUACGAUUUACGUGUAGGAGAAAUUUUUGUAUUUUCCGAAAAAUAAUCAUUAUAAUUAUUGUAAUUGCCCCGUUAUUGUACAAUUUUUAAAAUAAAUUCGUACUACUGGAAAUCAAAUAAUGUAUUACACUAAAAGUUUUGUUUAUUGUAAAUAUAUAAGGAAUCGUUUUUUUAA
This is a messenger RNA of Sitophilus oryzae (rice weevil), 2337 nucleotides long. RefSeq names its product calnexin-like. The record is from RefSeq and is a predicted model, not a curated record. The coding region runs from base 174 to 1922 and encodes 582 amino acids. Lineage: Eukaryota; Metazoa; Arthropoda; Insecta; Coleoptera; Curculionidae. Gene Ontology annotation, cellular component: endoplasmic reticulum membrane; endoplasmic reticulum. Gene Ontology annotation, biological process: protein folding. The transcript is spliced from 9 exons. Gene Ontology annotation, molecular function: calcium ion binding.